UAACUUGAGACGCUCAUUGCCAUGACUUCCACAAAAAAUGCAUGUGACACAGUCAUAGAAUCAAGAUAAGACAUAUUCUUCUAGAAGCCUGUCUGUACAUUUCAAAGCACAGCAACACCGUCCAUUUAGCACGGCAAAUCUUGUCGGCAUUUCAACGUAAAAAGUUGCUUUUCGUAAAGGCAGAGAAUUCACAUUCCGAGACGCGCGGUCACUUCACUCGGAAUCGGUUAAAGUUGUCUGACGGAGCUCAAAAUGCGUGUUGUCACCGGGAUACAGUGCUUCUACGUUGUUAUUUUCAUCAUACAAUCGAAAGCAAAAUCAAGCAGUCUAACACCAACUUCCACUCCGAAAAUAUUAUCAACAACCAUCAGUGCAAAAAGUAGGUCACCAUCAUCAUCACCAAGCCUAACACAAUCAAGUCCAACAACUGGCGCAAUAAAUGCAACCAGAGAGAAUAACGGUUUGUCCUCGUGGUGGACAAGAAGUACAAUAAAGCCCAGCUCCGCCACACAACCAAACACAGCUAGUUCCAGUCUCCAAGAUUCAUCAAGCUCUGUAUAUUCAAAAUCAACUACAAAUAUCAUGACUAGUAUACCAAGCGCCUCCUUGGCACUGACAUCAACUACAAGCAUCAAUGAAUACAGCUCCACCACACAGCCAAACACAGCUAGUUCCAGUCUUCAAGAUUCAUCAAGCUCUGUAUAUUCAAAAUCAACUACAAAUAUCAUGACUAGUAUACCAAGCGCCUCCUUGGCACUGAAAUCAGCUACAAGCAUCAAUGAAUACAGCCCCACCACACAGCCAAACACAGAUAGUUCCGGUCUCCAAGAUUCAUCAAGCUCCGUACAUUCAAAAUCAAGUACAAAUAUCAUGGCUAUUAUACCAAGCGCCUCCUUGGCACUGACAUCAGCCACAAGCGUCAAUGAAUACAGCCCCACCACACAGCCAAACACAGAUAGUUCCAGUCUCCACGAUUCAUCAAGCUCCGUACAUUCAAAAUCAAGUACAAAUAUCAUGGCUAUUAUACCAAGCGCCUCCUUGGCACUGACAUCAGCUACAAGCGUCAAUGAAUACAGCCCCACCACACAGCCAAACACAGAUAGUUCCGGUCUCCAAGAUUCAUCAAGCUCUGUAUAUUCAAAAUCAACUACAAAUAUCAUGGCUAUUAUACCAAGCGCCUCCUUGGCACUGACAUCAGCUACAAGCGUCAAGGAGUACAGCUCCACCACACAGCCAAACACAGCUAGUUCCAGUCUCCAAGAUUCAUCAAGCUCCGUAGAUUCAAAAUCAAGUACAAAUAUCAUGGCUAUUAUACCAAGCGCCUCCUUGGCACUGACAUCAGCGACAAGCGUCAAUGAAUACAGCUCCACCACACAGCCAAACACAGCUAGUUCCAGUCUCCAAGAUUCAUCAAGCUCUGUAUAUUCAAAAUCAACUACAAAUAUCAUGGCUAUUAUACCAAGCGCCUCCUUGGCACUGACAUCAGCUACAAGCAUCAAUGAAUACAGCUCCACCACACAGCCAAACACAGCUAGUUCCAGUCUCCAAGAUUCAUCAAGCUCUGUAUAUUCAAAAUCAACUACAAAUAUCAUGGCUAUUAUACCAAGCGCCUCCUUGGCACUGACAUCAGCUACAAGCGUCAAGGAGUACAGCUCCACCACACAGCCAAACACAGCUAGUUCCAGUCUCCAAGAUUCAUCAAGCUCUGUAUAUUCAACAUCAGCUAUAAGUAAUAGGACAAGUAUACCAGACGUCCCUUUUGCAUCGAUACUAGGUACAACUACCUAUGAAUACCAUUCCAGCAUAAAACCAAUUAGAACUAGUUCCAGUCUCCAAGCUUCAUCAAGUCUAGUGUAUUCAACAUCAACUAGAAGUAUCAUAACAAUACCAAACGUCACUUUGGUACCUAAAUCAGCUACAACCACGUACUAUUCCAGCUCUACCAUACAGCAAAAUACAACUAGUACCACUGCAGAAUUCAGAACCACCCAAAAACCUACCAAACCACUUAAGAUCAUUUACAUUAUAUUUCAACUAUCAAUGACGAUCAUAAACAUUGAAGUGCAUAAAAAUGACGAGUGUGGUCAUGAUGCUGCAGAAAAAGUCAGUGAACUGCUUAGUACAUGCAACAGCUUGAAAAUAGAGGAUUGGUCUCAUUUGUUUUACGAAUAUCUGCUAUGUAAAAUGUGCAGUGUCGAUGGAAUUAACAAAGACACCUGCUCAAUGGAAAUUAUCGACUUGAGGUGUGGUAGUGUUAUUACUACAAUUAACAUGAUAGUGAGAGUUAAUAAUACAGAAAGUUCACUAGACGACGUUAACAAUAUAUUUAAACGAAUAAAGCAGGAAGGCAAAAUAAAAGAACUGCUAAUCAACUCUACAUCGUUUAACUUUACUAAUCAAGGAGAAGUAGAACGAACAUCAUCCCCAACACCAACUUUAAGCCCAGACAUUACAAUUGUGGAAGUGAAAAUAAAUUAUAACUGGCCAGAGUUCUGCCGCAUCAGGGAUAUAUUCAAAUCCGAAAUCGCAGCUUCUUGUGAGCCAGAAGGAGAGAAACUUAAUCGAAGUGAUAUUUACAUUUUGGGCGAAAAAAGAAAGUGCUCGCGGCGACCCGAUGACGUUGAAAAAUCGAUCGUGGUGCAAUUCUACGUACUGAAGAAUAAUGCCAAUAAAAAAACAUUAGAAGUUUACGACUGUUUGAAAAACAAGUUUGAGCAGGGAAAACUUGAUCUCGGCAACUUUUUCAACGACAAGAUAGUGAGCAUUGGAUUAAAAGAUGAACAUGUGCCUACUCCCAAACCUACGCCUGUGGCUCGUACUCUGUCAGACGGGGAAAAAGUAUGGCUUGCAGUUGGCCUCACAUUGGCUAUCCUUCUGUUGCUGCUGGUGUUGUAUUUGUGUUGUUGCAGACGUAAGACGAACGAAGACAAAGACGCUGAACGAGGCUCGGACCAUUUCGUCUUGGACAACAUUGAUGGGACAAAAAAGGAGUCGGUAGUCCUUGUGAACGAUGGAUUCGACAGUCAAGAAGACAACGAUCCUCCACAGAACAGUCUUUCAACAUUUAAAGGCAAAGAACCUGAUAAACCACUAAAUGGUGAUAUUGAAGAGAAAAAAGCACCUCUUGGCGAUGGAGAGGAAACUGAUGACGAACUAGGAAUGACCGUACCUGAUGUUGCAAUAGAAGAACCCGAGAAAUCUAAAUCAACGCCAACAAAGGCGCCUCCGCACAUGGCAACAACAGAUCUUGCGCAAGAAAAGCGAGAAUUUGAGGACUUGAACCAAACAAAAGCAGACCCUGCAGCUUAUCCAAUCAAGGACUCGGAUAAGAAUAGAGUUCCAAGCAUUGUACCAAAUCCUGAUACGAGAGUGACGUUGAAAGGUGAAAAUGACUACAUAAACGCAAAUUUCAUAAAGGACCACCAAGGCAAUAAAGCCUUCAUCGCUACACAACAUCCAUUAUCCAACACAAUGAGAGAUUUCUGGUCAAUGGUUUGGCAACAUGAUGUUGAAGUCAUUGUUAUGGUGAAUAACGACGAAAAAAAUACGGCGGACUAUCACAACUAUUGGAUGAACCAGAAGAACUCGUUGGCCAUACAUGGGCAUAUGCAGGUCAAGACUGAGGAAAUGCAGAAAAUGGAUGCAUUCAACAUUACUACAUUUACCUUGAAAAAUAGCCAGGAAAACGCCGUGACGAAGACUGUACAACAUUUCCGCUUCACAAACUGGCCAAACCAAGAUGUCCCGGAUGUAAAAGAGUUCAUUCAUUUCAUGAAGAUGGCUGAAAAAGCAACAUCGAAAAACGUCAAAUCGCCUGUCGUCGUCCAUUGCUCGGAUGGUCAGGGAUAUACAGGUGUAUUUAUCGCAGUCGCUAUUGGAUCCCGAGUGUAUGAGGAAAGUGGAAAGAAGUCAAUUGUAGAUGUAUUUGACUGCGUGAACAAGAUGAGAAGCGACAGAAACCAAAUUGUUUCGAGCAAGGAGCUCUUCGCAUACAUCUACAAGGUCUUCGAGGAUUUAACCAACAGCAGUAAUAUUUCGGAUUCAAGACUUUGAAGACAAGAUGGAGAGAGAAGCAACGAAGAAUUUUAAAGGAUAAAACGAUUUGCAUGAAUUGGUUUCCAAACCAAAAACUAAAAUAAUUUAGGCAUAGUAUACGAACUUUCUUAGGAGUUAGCACAAAGAUCUCACCAGUACAAUAAUUAACUUCUUAUAUUUGAUCUUAAUAAUAGGAAUGCAUGACGCUUCAAUAUUGUAACAUAAGCAAAUACCGAAGCUUGAUAUAUAUAUAUAUAUAUAUAUAUGAUUUUCGUAGCGAAUUACACACAUAUAAAACAUACUUAUUGGGGUGUGAAAUAGAAGUGAACAUUUCAUAGCUAAGUGAAGAAUUUUGUCAUUAAAUAGCUAAUGCAUGUAUUCGCUGUAAUUUUUAAGUAGUAUAUGAUUAAAUUUGUUUGCCCAUA
Molecule: messenger RNA, 4460 nt
Organism: Xenia sp. Carnegie-2017
Lineage: Eukaryota; Metazoa; Cnidaria; Anthozoa; Malacalcyonacea; Xeniidae
Exons: 15
Coding region: 253-4053 (1266 amino acids)
Biological process (GO): protein dephosphorylation
Molecular function (GO): protein tyrosine phosphatase activity
Source: RefSeq, a predicted model, not a curated record